UCUUCUCUCUCUGUUAUUUACUUGAAAUACGAUGGCCAAAUGGGUGUGGGAACAAGGUUUUUGUUUCUUCUUCUGUUGACUAUCAUCUGGACCAAUGUGGAUGCUAGAAAUUAUUUGAUCCAUAAGGAUCUUGAACAAGAAUCCAGAAGCCAAACUUUUACUCUCAUUACAAGGGAUGAAAGAGUAUGCACAUAUUGUGAGCAAUUUGCUAGUGAAGCAUUUGAGUAUCUUGGUAAUAAUCAGACACAAACUGACAUUAUCAAAACCCUUCAUCAAGUCUGUUCCUCUAUGUAUUCAUUCAAACAUCAGUGCACUUCAUUGGUGGACUACUAUUUACCGAUGAUAUUCUCUGAGAUUGCUAUGAUUAAUCCAGAGGGACUUUGUGCAAAGGUAAAUCUAUGUAACAGUGAAGCAAAUGUUGCACCAAAAGCAAGUUAUCUAGAUGGUUGUGAAUUUUGCCAUCGUGCGGUUCUUGAGAUACUUAUGAAGCUGAAAGAUCCUGACACACAGCUGGAGAUAGUUGAGAUCCUUAUCAAGGAAUGUAAGAAAGCACAAGGCUUUGUUGAAAAGUGCGAGGACCUGGUGUUUGAAUAUGCUCCCCUUCUGCUGAUAAAUGCCGAGCAGUUCUUAGAAACAAAAGACAUAUGUGCAAGUGUCCAUGUAUGCAAGGCCUUCUGCUACUGAACUCCAUGGUGCCGUCGAUUCCUUAAUUGAGAUGCCCUCAGCAUGAUUGAUGGCCUUGUCAUCAGGGCCAUGUAAAAUAACGAAGAUUUAGAUUUGGGGUGGAUGCAAUUAAACACCUCCAUGACUAUGGUAAAUUCCCUAUAAACGUAUUUUGUUAUUUGAAUGUAUAUUGGCUGAUUUGUGUAUCUGAAACCAUUGGCUGAGGGAUGUGUCCACGAGUGCCUGCCUUUCAAUGCUUGUAAAGUUGGUAGAAUUAGAGCAUUUGGGGUGUUUUUCAAGAAAAUUGGUUUGUUUCUCAUUGGACCUUAUUUA
Amborella trichopoda is the source of this 996-nucleotide messenger RNA. NCBI's taxonomy places the organism in Eukaryota, Viridiplantae, Streptophyta, Magnoliopsida, Amborellales, Amborellaceae. The record is from RefSeq and is a predicted model, not a curated record.